Messenger RNA from Mastomys coucha (southern multimammate mouse), 3528 nucleotides. It is a transcript of the gene Kbtbd7, whose product is annotated as kelch repeat and BTB domain containing 7. Gene Ontology annotation, molecular function: protein binding. The record is from RefSeq and is a predicted model, not a curated record. The transcript has a single exon. The annotation marks the transcript as partial. NCBI's taxonomy places the organism in Eukaryota, Metazoa, Chordata, Mammalia, Rodentia, Muridae.
CACGUGGCGGUGCAGUGGUUGGAGGCUGCUCCCAAAGAGCGUGGCCCCAGUGCUGCGGAAGUCUUUAAGUGUAUUCGUUGGGCCCACUUCCCUGCAGAAGAUCAGGACUACCUGGGAGGGCUACUGACCAAGCCUAUUGUGAAGAAAUACUGCCUGGACAUUAUUGAAGGGGCUCUCCUGCAAUUGCGAUUUGGUGAUAGGUUGUACAAGUCGGUGGUGUCCAAGCCAAAUUGCAGCCACAGCAGCAGUAGCAACAAUAGCAGCACCGGCAGCAGCACCAGUAGCUCUGUUGUAUCGGUAACAGAAAAUCCACCGCAAAGGUUGGGUAUGUGUGCCAAAGAGAUGGUAAUUUUUUUUGGACACCCCCGAGAUCCAUUUCUCUGUUAUGACCCAUAUUCGGGAGAUAUUUACACAAUGCCUUCUCCUUUGACUAGCUUGGCACACACUAAGACCAUUACAUCUUCAGCUGUUUGUGUCUCUCCAGACCAUGACAUCUAUCUUGCUGCCCAGCCCAGGAAAGACCUAUGGGUGUAUAAACCAGCCCAAAAUAGUUGGCAUCAACUGGCAGACCGCCUGCUGUGUCGAGAGGGCAUGGAUGUGGCGUAUCUGAAUGGCUACAUUUACAUCUUGGGUGGGAGAGACCCAAUUACCGGAGUUAAAUUGAAGGAAGUGGAAUGCUACAGCGUUCAGAGGAACCAGUGGGCCUUGGUGGCUCCUGUACCACAUUCCUUUUAUUCAUUUGAACUAAUAGUGGUUCAGAAUUAUCUUUAUGCUGUCAACAGUAAGCGAAUGCUCUGCUAUGAUCCUAGCCAUAAUAUGUGGCUGAAUUGUGCAUCUCUUAAACGGAGUGACUUUCAAGAAGCCUGUGUCUUCAAAGAUGAAAUCUAUUGCAUCUGUGACAUCCCAGUCAUGAAGGUCUACAACCCAGCUCGGGGAGAGUGGAGGCGGAUUAGUAAUAUUCCACUGGACUCAGAAACCCACAACUACCAGAUCGUCAAUCAUGACCAAAAGUUGCUGCUCAUCACUUCUACCACCCCACAGUGGAAAAAGAACCGUGUGACAGUAUACGAAUAUGAUACUAGGGAAGACCAAUGGAUUAAUAUAGGUACCAUGUUAGGCCUUUUGCAGUUUGACUCUGGCUUUAUUUGCCUCUGUGCUCGAGUUUAUCCUUCCUGUCUUGAACCUGGGCAGAGUUUCAUCACUGAGGAAGAUGAUGCAAGGAGUGAGUCUAGCACUGAAUGGGACUUAGAUGGGUUCAGUGAACUGGACUCGGAGUCAGGAAGCUCAAGUUCUUUUUCUGAUGAUGAGGUCUGGGUACAGGUUGCACCUCAGAGAAACGCACCAGAUCAGUAGGGUUCUUUGUAAAUAUUUCGAGACAAUAAGAUGUUUCUACUGUAUGGAAUGUAUUUUCAAAUUUUCCUGAAAAAACAAAGUUGAUUAGGACUGGAGAUUUGGUUUAGAAAGGGUAGCAAUUUGAAAUAGUAAUACAAUACGCAAAAUUCAUACAGUCCCUGAAAUAAGCUUAUUUCAAUAAUUUGCUGUGCUAAAAGUCCAUGAUUAAAAUAUGCAUAGUAAACUACAUAAAUUGAUUAAGGUGUUUAGUGGAUUUUGUUUUGCUGUUAAUUAGUAUGUUUAUAUUUUGAUUUUCCUAGUUUUAGUUAAAUUUUGCCAAGUGCUAUGAGGUCUUAUUUGUUACUAGAAAAACUAGACUGAGAAUUGUUGUAUUUUGAAGGUGUUAACAUUUUCCUUCAGAAUAGUGAAAGAUCACAUUUUUAAGUAAAUUUUUAGUAUCAGUUAUAGUUUGUUAAAAAUCUAGUGUGCAAAGAAAGAUAUUAAGGUUACUAAGUAGUGAUUCCAUAUUGAUAAUGUCUUCAGUGGACUACAAGGUCACAGAAAAUUUAAAAAAUCAGGAUUCCACUGUUUCCAAAGAAUUUAAAUUUUUACUUUAAAAUUUAAAAAUAUGUGUGGUAAAUAGGUUAUAUUUCUUACCUUGAAAAAAACAAACACUCUAGUAGUGUCAUCAAUUAUUUAAGCACCUUUCUAAACCAAAAAAUGAGAAGUAAUUUGCUUUAUAAAUUCAGUUUUGAUAUGUACAUGUUAAAUGCUUUGACUCAGAACAACCCUACUCUUCACUAGACAUGAUUAAAUAAUGUACAUUUUUCUUCAUUGGUCAUGCACUGUCUUAAAAAGUUUGCUUCCCUGAAAUAUUUUGGCUAUAUAGUUUUAGUAUUCAUCUUAGAGGCUUUAUCAGCAGAAAGUGAUUUAUUCUUUAAUGUUUUGUGAGUAAUACUGGUUUUGAAAAUAUGUAUAAGCUAAAGGCAGUAUUUUAUUGAGAUCAGCAGUUAUAGUGUUUAUCAACUCAAGUUAAGUGCCAGCAAAGAACUUUAAAAAUUCAAGCUGUGUAUGAACUGUUUUCUGUAGUGUUGAAAUAUUGUCAGUUUUUUAAGUUACUAUAAAUGUUCUUGAUUUUCAGCUUGAAGAUAUUUUUGUAUUAAAAGUUGACUGUUAAGGAACUUAAAGUGGAUGGGUGGGUGGUAUUUGGGGCCAGUAGUUAAAGUAUGUUUCUUUAGUUCUUUCCCUAAUCAGUGGUAUACAUGGCCAUUUUAUUAUGGUGACUGCAUCCUGUUUAUAUUUCUCUGUAAGUUAUACUCUAGUUUCUGAUUCAGUCACCAUAUGUAACAGAAAGUCCAGAAGUAGUAAACUACACAAAACAGGCAUUAUAACGUCAUAGGUGCUUACCUUUUGAAGGUUUAUUAAUACAUAUGGUUGUCAUAAUACAUAUACAUGACAAGUAGUGUACAUAUACAGAUGUUUUAUGCUAUAUAAAGUUUUCUAUACUAUUAUAGAAUUAUCUUCUUCAGUCUUUAUUCAAUACCAUGAAAAUUCCUCUUUAUUUUCUAGUGGCAAAAAGCUAAAGUUUUUACACUCUUGUGGAGGAUAGAGUCUGGUCCAAGAUGGGAAGUGGUUUUUUGAAUGAAAAGUGAAAAAUGACAAAAGCAAAACAAAAUGCCACGGAUAAUGUGUUAUUCAUCAUUUUGAUUGGCUGCGUGAAGAGUGUGAGAUAGUCAGCUCAACAAUAUUUCUGUUAGAGUUUGCUGACCUCUAAAGUGUAGUCAGGCUUUCAAGUCUAGAUUCUAUUCCUUUUGUACCCGGGAAUGUUAUAAGAACUACUCUUUAUUUAGAAAGUUAUUUUUCCCUAUUUGGGGGCCAACUUUUUCUUCUCCAUUAACUUCUGUUGAUAGCUUUUUGUUCUGUAAGGUGGAAACUUGGCAGCACUUAUCACUACCAGAUCUGCACAAUUUAAGGUCUACAACUGAUGUAUAAAAGUCAAAUUCUCAAAUUCAUCGUUCUCAACUCUUGAGUUAGAGCUUAGGCUAAAUAUUAGUAAUAACUUGGCUUACUGUCACAUUUUCUUGGGAAGGAUUUUGAUUUUGUGAAACAUUUGUGAAUUAGAGAAUAGAUGCUAUUAUUUUAUAGAUAAGUGAUUUGUAUGUUGCUUGUUCCAAAUAAAACUGGUUUUAAACUGAA